AUGCGUGAUUGGCGAUUUAGUAAAAAAACACGUCCAAAAGUAUCUGCGCCAUGGAAAAAAUUAAGGCAUAAUUUGAAAAAUUUACAUUCUAAAAAUACUAGAAUCUUAGAGAACAACGAUAUUCAGAUUUUAGAUCAUUCUAAUAUAUCAAAUGAAAAUGAUGAAGGAAAUAAUGAUGGAAUUGAUAGCAGAAAAAAUACGGAUGAUGCAGUCGAUGCAGAUAUGUCACAUAUAAAUAGUAAUAUAUUUCAUUCUACGUACAGAUUAGUAGUAUCAGAUAAACAUGAUAAAAACGCAGAAGAAUAUGUAUUACAAGGCAGAAGGAUAGUUGAUAUAGCAUAUUAUUUAUUCAAGGCAAUUCAAAGUAUACGACACAAUAAGUUUGACUGUACAUUUUCUAACUUGCAAAUCAUAAAUGAAAAAAAAAUGGAUUUCUUAGCACAUUUGUUUUUAAAUGUAACAUGUGUGGUGCGAUAGAAAAUAUUUAUUCAGAAGAUCCCGAACGAAAAGGAUUCAAUAUAAAUACAGCGGUUACCUCUGCCAUAUUAAACACGGGACAAAGAUAUUCCCAAUUGGAAGAGUUUUGUGGUAUACUUGAUAUGUAUUGUAUGUCAUUUCCUACUUAUCAAAAUAUUCAUGAGGAAGUUAGUCAAAAUAUAUUUAGUGUAAGUUUGGAAGAGAUGAAAAAAGCUGGACAAGAGGAAUCAAAAAUUGCAAUUGAAAACGGAGACGUAGAUGAACAAGGUCGUCCUUUGAUAACCGUAAUUGCAGAUGGGGCGUGGUUAAAAAGAUCAUAUAAAAGCAAUUAUAAUGCU
Messenger RNA from Melanaphis sacchari, 815 nucleotides. RefSeq lists its product as uncharacterized. Bases 1 to 477 code for a protein of 158 amino acids. Lineage: Eukaryota; Metazoa; Arthropoda; Insecta; Hemiptera; Aphididae. The transcript has 4 exons. The record is from RefSeq and is a predicted model, not a curated record.